UUCAUUCAUCAUGGCCGAUAGCAUAACAAACAGCCUGUCAAACUGCCUCCUAUCUUGACAUUGAAAGGCUUGUUGUUAUACAUAUACACUAAAAUGGCGUCCGAAUUUUCGCCAGAGAUGGUGAAGUCUCUGAAACAAAAGGUAUUUACAUCUGCAAGAGAUGGAAUGGCUAUCAGCAUUUUCGCAAUGCUGUGGAAUCUGGAUGCCAAGAUCGUCGACACGGUUCUCAAUCAUUACACAGAAGAGGACGGGCAGAAAACAACGCCCCUCAUCAUAGCAGCCAGAAACGGUGAGGACAAAGUUGUACAAGUUCUUCUCAGCAACUUCCGUGUAGAUCACGAGCAGACGGGAACUGUCAAGUUCGAAGGUUAUGUGAUCGAAGGUGCGACAGCGUUAUGGUGUGCAGCUGGUGCAGGCCAUUUCGGCGUCGUAAAGUUUCUUGUGGAGCACGAAGCCGACGUGAAUCACCCAACGCUUACAAAUUCAACGCCACUGCGUGCAGCAUGUUUUGAUGGUCGCCUCGACAUAGUUCGGUACUUGGUUGAACAUGGUGCCGAUUUGACCAUAGCUAACAAGUACAAUAACACUUGCUUGAUGAUCAGUUGCUACAAGGACCACCGUGACGUUGUGACGUUCCUGCUGGAGAAAGGGGCAAACCCAGACUGCAAGGCUCAUUGUGGGGCAACCGCUUUACAUUUUUCUGCUGAAUGUGGUCACUUGGAAAUUGUUAAAGAGCUCAUCAAGUUUGGGGCAUCCAUAACUGAAAAUGACCAUAAAAUGACCCCUCUUAUUGUUGCUGCAGAAUGUGGAAAGAGUCAAGUUGUGAAGUAUCUCAUCUCUUUACCUGAGUGCUCAAAGAAAGAUAAGAUAGAUGCUUUAGAGGUUUUAGGUGCAUCUUUUGCUAAUGACAAAGAAAAUUAUGAUAUAUCAAAAGCAUAUCAUUAUCUUAAAUUAGCAAUGGAAGAAAGGUACAGAUAUCCACAUAAUAUUGUUCAUAAGCCACACUACCCUCCUGUCCCAGCAUAUGACAACUGGGUAGAAUGCAAAACAAUGGAUGCACUUGAGGCGAUAGAAAAAAAUUAUGGAGCCCUUCACAUGGAAUCAUUGGCCAUCCGUGAAAGAAUUCUUGGUGCAGAUAACCCAGAGGUUCCCCAUCCAGUGAUAUUUCGCGGAGCUGUAUUUGCAGACAGCGCCAGAUUUGACAGGUGUAUUGCAUUAUGGAUGCAUGCCAUGAAACUAAGGCAGAGAAAUAACAGAGCCAUUCCGAAGGAUCUACUUCGUUUCUCCCAGGUCUUUUCACAGAUGGUCCAUAUAGGAGUAAGACUUGAGUUCUCCCCCAUCCUGGAAGUGCUAGACCAUGCAGGGAAGGAGAUUGAGCGAGAUAUGGAGAGAAUGGGAAAAGAGGAUGAAGAUUAUCUGGCCCUGGUUGAAAUUUAUCAAACUAACAUCCAUACUUGCCUCUAUCUGCUUGUAAUAGCACUGAAAGUAACCAAGACCAAAGAAGAAUUACAUCAGCUCCACCAACUGGUGUACAGGUUUUUGAGACUGAAACCUGCUCUCAAGAAUGGCUACUCAGCUCUUCACAUGGUUGUUGAUAGCGCAAGCAUUGUUGAUGAUUUCCAUGUCAACGAUGUUGUGUCCUUUCCAAAUUCACCACUAGCAGCUUUGUUAGUUCGCUGUGGAGCGGAAAUCAAUGCACAGGAUCAUGUAGGCAACACACCUCUCCAUGUUAUAGUACGCUACAAUGACCCAAUAGAUGACUUUGACACGCUUCACCAGAUAAUACUGUCUCUGAUUCGUGGAGGAUCUCAUCUAGAUAUGCGUAAUUCGGAAAGGAAAACACCAAUGCAGUGUUCCACAACUGGAGUGGCAGAGGUGAUUCUCAGACAACACAAUCAGAUAUUUCUCAAAUGUUUAGCAGCCACUGCUGUAAGGGUUCACAACAUCUGUUACAAGGGUCUUAUUCCUCAGUUUCUGGAAGAGUUUAUUGAACUGCAUUGAAACUUCGGAAUGACUGUCUUCAUAUUGUGAUACUGGUGUAGUAGCUGAAAGUGACUGCUUUAGUUUGACUGUUUAGUUUGUUAAAAUAGCCAUGAAUUACAAUAUAAACAGACAGUGUUGAUUUCUGCACAUGUGCUGUUAUUGCCACUUUACACACAUGUGAAUGCAACUAGUCAUUAGCAUAUCUGAGUGCUCCUAAUGUCAUGGAAAGUUUGUUGACGUUGUUGACAGAGUCUAAUUUUAGUGUAUAUGGACUAUGUAAUCUGUUCCAACUUUCUAAUCUUUUUCUGAUUCAUAUUGAAUUUUAAAAUUUUAAUAUGAAUCUGACACUCCAAUAUAAAUGUUAAACCAGAGUGCAUCUUCCUAAGGCAAGGGAGUUAACUGACUUAAAAGUCCAGUUUCCACAAUUUCCAUUAUUUGGCUCUAUCGUAGCACCGGCAGUUGCUAUUAUGAUUAAUGUCCCUUCUAUGUCAAUUUCGUUACAGGAUUUUGAUUGGACUCUGCAUAGACUCUUUAGUCCUGCCAAGAUAUGACUCCAUAAUACCAGCCUAGUUCGGCAUGGUGGAAACUGGACUUUUAUAGUCAGUUAACACAUGUAACUCCCUUGCCUCAGGAAGAUGACCAGAGUGUACAUGGUGUAUAUUUCCACAGUCUAAUAGAUUUCAUGUCAAUGUUGUUGUCAUGUUUGGUUUAUGGAUGGUGCUAGCUGUAUAUAGACAGAUGAUAUGAAUGUUGGACAUAACAGAAGACAAAAUUGGACAAGAAAUUAAAUACAUUGUUUGGCAUUACUCUGCCGUGUCUUGUAGAGAAACGGUGCUUAUUGUUGUUACCAUGGUUACAGUUUCAAGACCCUUGUAGUGCAGGGCUCAAUAAGCUAAUUUUUUCAGGAAGCCAACAUGACAAUGCUUUGCUAAAACACUUGUCCAACAAAUAAUUGGCUAGACUACAAAACAUCAUGCAAAGUUUUCACACCUUUUUCCUACACUUUCCUACCAAUUUUUGUCUGUCAUUCUGUUAUGUGUCAGCAAUAAGCUUGACGAUGAGACGGACAAUUCAUAUAUUUUCCACUAGCCCAUUUGCUAGCUAGUUGGACCACCUGAAGUAUGGAGGGGCGGGCGGGUAGCCUAGUGGUUAAAGCGUUCGUUCGUCACGCCGAAGACCCGGGUUCGAUUCCCGACAUGGGUACAAUAAGUGAAGCCCAUUUCUGGUGUCCCCCGCCGCGAUAUUGCUGGAAUAUUGCUAAAAGCAGCGUUAAACCAUACUCACUCACUCACCUGAAGUAUGGGAUUAUUGGUUCAAUUAAGUUUACUGUACUUGACUAUUAUAUUGCUCCAAGCAGAACAACUUUCUCAUUUGAUACACAUGAAUUGAGAUGUAGAUUUACAUGUAUGAAUAUACAUUCAUUAUAUUUGUAAGUUGUAACUGAAUUAUGAAGUUUUCCAGUUCAAUUGUCUAAGUAUUGAACCAGAGGUUCUCUGUAUCUGAUUCCAUGCUGUAUUUGAUAUGUCUGCAAAUCAUCACAAUAUGAUUGUCUAGACACACAUUCUACAUACUGUACAGGUCCAGUUAGGCUUGUUGUUUGCAUGAUGCCAAAUACAAUAUGAUUGAUUAUGAAAGUUGAGCAAGACUGUUUAUUGGGCACAGCAGCUUUUAAUGCUGAUUGGCUCUGGGUGCAGGCUGUGGAACUCGCAUGCCACUUCGAUCCUUAGGGUUAGUUGUGUUAGGUAUAGCUCUGAUCAAACACAACAUUUGUGAUCCUUAGAUUUGGCCACCCAUUGCCAAUCAAACAUGCCUUUACAAUCCUUAGGAUUUGCCACCCAUUGCCAAUCAAACACGCCUUUACGAUCCUUAGGAUUGGCCACACAUAGCCAAUCAAACAUGCCUUUACAAUCCUUAGGAUUGGCCACACAUAGCCAAUCAAACAUGCCUUUACAAUCCUUAGGAUUGGCCACACAUUGCCAAACACGCCUUUAUGAUCCUUAGUGGUUAAUUGAUUGGGGUGUGGGUAAACUAUCUCAACUCUUUUAACGAAUUAAUCAAAAAUAAUUUGGUAAUCAAUUGGGUGCUAAUUACUAUGUAAACAGUCACUAAUUAUUUGUGAUAGUGUGAUAAAGUGUUGGCUAAUUAGAUUACUCAUUAGUCUAGCUGGGCUUCAAGCUGGCACUGCAAGUUGAAUCCUCCAUGCAGUGCUAAUUGAAAACAAAAAAUGUAUGCCUUGUUGGUUGUAAGGUGCAGUUUUCCGAGAGUUAUUGAAAACUGGGUUUAAUAAGUAUUGACUGUCAAUUGGAUAACUUCUUUGCAAUGCUUGUCUAGUUCUUUACACAGAAUAUUGAGUGUAUAUCUGUAUGCCAUUGAAACAUGUCUUCCCUUUAUUGUGUUUGUCUUCCUGAACAUGUACAUACCGGUACUGUUCAGUGGUGAGUGCUAUGAGACUUGACCAUGUCGAAAUACCCGACACAAAAUGUGGCAGAAAGUAUCAGACCUAUUCACAUUUCAGUGAGUCAUUACAGUAGGUACAAUCUGUCAAUGUCAUUACUACUUAUUAUUUACCCAUUCCAAUGUAAUUUGAAACAAAAUAUCUUGUUGUUGAUGUCCAUGAUGGCAGAUAGUGAUGUUGGUCUGUUGUUUGUAUGCAGCCAUUGUCUUACUGUGCUGAAUGCCUGGAACCUAGACACUAGAAGCUUGGACAGUGAGUCUUUCAUAUUCCAAGAAAUACCGUAUUUGACGUAAUAAGCGCCUAUGGCACUCUCAAAAUUAGAAAUGGGGUCUCUUAUUAGAAUAUUAUUUUGGUGAAAAAUACAGAGUUGAAAGAUAAAUUUCGUGGUUUAUGCU
Messenger RNA from Haliotis rufescens (red abalone), 4833 nucleotides. RefSeq names its product protein fem-1 homolog B-like. Lineage: Eukaryota; Metazoa; Mollusca; Gastropoda; Lepetellida; Haliotidae. The coding region runs from base 94 to 2001 and encodes 635 amino acids. The transcript has a single exon. Gene Ontology annotation, molecular function: protein binding. The record is from RefSeq and is a predicted model, not a curated record.